Messenger RNA from Beta vulgaris subsp. vulgaris (sugar beet), 588 nucleotides. RefSeq lists its product as uncharacterized. The coding region runs from base 1 to 588 and encodes 195 amino acids. Lineage: Eukaryota; Viridiplantae; Streptophyta; Magnoliopsida; Caryophyllales; Amaranthaceae. The transcript has a single exon. The record is from RefSeq and is a predicted model, not a curated record.
AUGCGGCAGGUUGACAAGCACGAGAAGUAUCUUGGUAUCCCCUCUAUCUCUGGUAGGUCAAAGAAAGUAAUAUUUGACUCACUAGUAGAUAGAAUUUGGAAGAAACUCCAAGGUUGGAAAGAGAAGUUGUUAUCUAGAGCUGGGAAAGAAAUUUUGCUGAAGUCUGUUAUCCAGGCCAUCCCUACUUAUCUUAUGGGUGUUUACAAAAUUCCGUGUAUGGUUAUCCAGAAGAUUCAGUCAGCUAUGGCUCGAUUUUGGUGGGGAAGCUCAGAUUCGCAAAGAAAGGUUCAUUGGAAGAGUUGGGAUUCUAUGUGCACCUUGAAAUGCUUGGGAGGCAUGGGUUUUAAAGAUCUCAAAGUUUUUAAUGAUGCGUUGUUAGGAAGGCAGGCAUGGAGACUAAUUCGUGAGCCUAACUCUCUUUUUGGUAGAGUGAUGAAAGCUAAAUAUUUCCCUAAUUGUGAUUUCUUGGAUGCCCUCUUGGUUAUUCAAGUAGUUAUUCAUGGAGUAGUAUUUGGAGUUCGAAAGCUCUUGUUAAAGAGGGAGUGGUGUGGAGAGUUGGGAAUGGGACCAAAUCAGAGUGUGGGAUGA